Molecule: messenger RNA, 1145 nt
Organism: Drosophila bipectinata
Lineage: Eukaryota; Metazoa; Arthropoda; Insecta; Diptera; Drosophilidae
Source: RefSeq, a predicted model, not a curated record
GCUGUCGAUCGAGCAUGCAGUUAAGCGUAUUUUGAAUCAGUGGAUUGAGCUGAAGAUGCAUUUUAAUACCACUGCAUUAACAGAAAAAUGCCACAAAGCCUUAAUUUUAAGCGAUUUGUUUAACGACACUAACAAUUUAUAUUUGGUAUUCUUAAAACCAAUUCUCGAUAAUAUGCAGCGUAUAAACAAGAACUUUCAGUCAAAAAAUUCCAAUCCGACUAAAUUGCUAGGAGACCUUAUACUUGGGAUAAAUACGUUGAAAGUGAAAAUAAUUCCUUCUGACGCCGACGUGAAUAUUUUUAAUGACGAAAUUGAACCAAUCAUGAAACGGGAUUUGUACUUGGGGUACGAGUUUGAGUCUCAUUUAAAAACGAUUAAACAUAAAAUUGAUGACACGACAGAGAAUAUUAUCCGCCAGCAUUGUACUGACAUUGUACUAGAGCUUAUCAUCCAGUUAAAGAAAAGGUAAGAUAAUUUUUUAUCGAUAGUUUACUAUUUAAUCGGUCAAUUAAUUUUAAUUUUAUUUACUUUCAGGCUACCUGAUAACUUUGAAAUAUUAAAAAAAAUCGAAACAUUUACGGUCGAAAAGGUUUUCGCGCAAAAAAAGAUCCGAUUGUUUUAAUUUUAGAAUUUUUUAAAAUACCUAGCAAUGGUAUCGAGAAAAUUGUAUCGCAAUACAAUACAAUACACCUUAUUAAUUGGACUAAUAUUGAUACCACAAUUGCGUUUUGGGCAGAGGUGAGAAAUUAUAAGGACUCGGCUGGCAAUAACCCAUUUAUGGAAUUGGCAACAUUUGCUCUACAACUUCUGUCGCUGCCCUGGUCAAAUGAAGAAGUUGAGCGUGUUUUUAGCCAAGCUAAUUUGGUAAUAACCAAAUUGCGCAACCGACUGCAAAUAGAAACGUUAAAUGCGAUUUUAUCGAUCAGGUUUGGGCUACGCCGGAAAGGCGUAUGUUGCCAUGAAUAUGAAAUUCCUGAGCAAUAUUUAAAAAUGAUUGGAAGCAACCAAUCUACAGAAAUUCAAAGUUUAGAAGCCGACAAUGACGACAUUGACGAUAAUCUAAACGAGUUGGCCACCAACAAAGAGUGAUACUACAUAAAAUUUAUGGAAAAAAUAUUUUGUCUUGUUUUUUGUCCUUUUUUUUU